UGCCAACCAGUAAAGAUGUUCUUCACGCUGAAUGAAAUAGUGCAGUGGAUUGGACUAACAGUGUUUGAAAUAUGGAUCAAUCUAAUUACUAUAACAAUAUUCUCCGUUUUGUUAGCUUUGAAAAUAGAUGGAGUGGUGUACAGCGCUUGGUGGACAGUGUUUGCACCAUUGUUUGUGAGUGAUGCUAUGAAUGCAUACUUUUGCUGUAUAGUAUGUAUAAGGAUGAAUUUAGAAAGUUCAUACAAAGCCUCCUUAUAUAGAGCUUCAUGGAGUGCUAUAUUUUUAGGGCUGACAUUUGUAUUCAAAUUUUUAUUAUGCAGAAAACUACAAGGUGAUUCUGCAAUAGAAUAUAGUGAGGUUUUUGCACCUCUAUUUAUACUUCUACAAUUAAUAGCUGUAAGAGCCUGUCAGUUACAUCAAUAACACUGUUUUGUUGUUUACAAAUAAAAAACAUUACACUAUA
Messenger RNA from Spodoptera litura, 463 nucleotides. RefSeq names its product transmembrane protein 203. Gene Ontology annotation, biological process: intracellular calcium ion homeostasis. The record is from RefSeq and is a predicted model, not a curated record. NCBI's taxonomy places the organism in Eukaryota, Metazoa, Arthropoda, Insecta, Lepidoptera, Noctuidae. Gene Ontology annotation, cellular component: endoplasmic reticulum.